Messenger RNA from Euleptes europaea (tarantolino), 3232 nucleotides. RefSeq lists its product as uncharacterized. Gene Ontology annotation, molecular function: protein binding. The record is from RefSeq and is a predicted model, not a curated record. The coding region runs from base 1 to 3207 and encodes 1068 amino acids. Lineage: Eukaryota; Metazoa; Chordata; Lepidosauria; Squamata; Sphaerodactylidae. The transcript is spliced from 16 exons.
AUGGAAAAAUCCCAUGGGGAACAAGUUGUGAAAAAGGUGGCCGCUUAUGUGACACUUUCAAGAAAUGGUAUAACACAGGAAGAGUUGCUUGAUCUUAUGUCAAUGGAUGAGGCGGUGGUUCAAGAAACAGCUAAAUUCCAAAAUGUGUCUGUUUCAGCAUUCCCUCUGGUACUGUGGAUGAAGCUUUUGGAUGACCUUGGGGAGCACCUAAAAGAGCAAAGAAGUGACGACACUUAUGUUUUCAGCUGGGCCCAUACAUCUCUGAAACACGUCUGCCUAGACAGAUACCUCAAAACACAGGAUUCCUGGCUUUCACUACAUGCUACUUUUGCAGACUACUACCUAGGCAGAAUGUCACACGAUCUCAGAAAAUACAGCGAAGUGUCUACUUUUCAGCCUUUAGCCUGGGUUUUGAAAAAGGAAUCCAAAAUUAGCUACGUAUUCAACAAGAGAAAACUCCUUGGGACUCCGUAUCACCUUAUCAAAGCAAAGAAUAGUACUGUUCUAAUAAAAGAAUGUCUGUUUGAUUAUGAGUUUCUUUUGCACAAAUCCCAGGCUUUGUCAAUUAUCAGCGUAGAAGAGGACCUCCAAGCAGCCAUCAAAACAGAAAGGACUGUUCCUGAUUUAACCUUAUUAAGUGAAGUUGUAAAACUAUCGAGGAAAGUUUUAGUUCAAGACCCAAGUCAAAUGGCUUCACAGUUCAUAGGUCGCCUCCAUCAGAUUGUGGCAGCAGAUAAGCCAGUCGCCCCAGGUGAUCCCAAAAAAUAUCUCUAUCUGCCAGCCCUUUUGUCUCAAUGCCUGAAGUCUUCCAUUCCUGUCCUUGUACCUUCAACAUCUUGUCUGAUACCACCUGGUGGACUUCUUUGUGAUCUUUUGACAGGUCAUCUUGGCAAGAUUACAGCAAUUGGCGAAACCCAGAAACAACACAUCAUUGCAACAGCCUCCUGUGAUGGAACUUUGAAAUUGUGGGAUUUGCAGGACGGCAAAGCCAUCUUUACUCUGCAUGGUGUUGGAAAGAAUAUCAGUGCCAUUGCUGUUUGUUUGGAGGACAGGUUGGUGGCUGUGUCUGACAAGACCACCAUUAAAAUCUGGGAUCUUCCUUCAGAAAGAAUAAUAUAUGCAUCCGGUGAGUUUUUAGAUACUCCAAUAUUAACAUCUGCAAUGAAUGGACAGCUCCUGCUGGUUUUUUUUAGUGGCAACCACAUGGUUCAGGUUUUUGAUCUAACACGUUCAUGCCAUCUGGUCCACCAAGGAUUCCUUUCAACAGAAGAAGUACCUAUGCACAAGAACCGUUCUAUACUGGUAUCAAAGAAUUCAGUGAAAGACUAUGUUCUCUGUGCCUAUAGGAGUGGAAAUGAAGCAAUGGUCUUCAGUGGCAAAAAGGGGAAAGUAGUUGCUAAGCUCAAAAGCCAAGAGCCAAUGGUAGCAGUUGAGGAUGUGGCUGUAACUAAGGAAUACUUCCUGGUAAUCUUCAGGUGUCCCUUUAUGAGACAGCGUGAGAUUGUACACAUAGAACUCUACAAUGUCCACAACUUUGCCUAUGCUCACAGUCUGAAGGGAUGCUGCAAUGAUUACAUCCACACAGUUGCUGUGACUCAUUUGGGCUCUCACCUGUUAGCAUUCAGCCCCAUCCCAAACACCAAUACCACUGAAAUACUAUCGUGGAACCUGGAGUCUGAAGACCACAAACAUUUGGCUAAAUUUCCUUCAAUCCCAUCUGGUGGCAUAUGUUCUGAUCUUCGAUACUGUUUAGCAUUUUGUGACGGAGAAAAUUAUCUUAAAUUAUGGAACUUGGCUUCAAAGAUCAAUGACCAAUCCUUGAUAGUGACAGUAAGCAAAGGAAAGAAAACAAAUGGCAUCCGGAAUAUUGUGACCAUGGAGAACUAUCCCAGGUAUGCUGUGUGCCAGAAUAUGAGUCCAGGAUCCAUAACAGUGUGGAACAUCAUGAAAUCAAAAUGUAAACGCAAUGCUGUUAGAGUGGAGAGGGGGCUGAUAGAGAACUUGGAUGUUGUGCUGAUGAGAGACAUGAAACUUUUUGUCCUCACAGACAAAGGAAUGGCUUCCUUUGCAGAUCCCCCAAGACCCAUUUUCCAGACCCUGUUAGUUUAUGAUCUCCUGAAGAAGAAGUACAUAAAGAAGCAGACAGGCCUUUACAUCAUUCCCUGCCAAAAUAACGAGUACAAGAUCCUCGAAGGAGGCCUUCUGCUUGGUCUCUCAGAGAACAGAGACCAUUUUAUCACUUGGAAUUUGGAAACUGGAUUAAUUAAAGAUCGAAUAAGACCAGAAUACAAGGACAAAUUCUCCUUCCAAGCUGCCCAACCUAAUCAUACCUUGUCCAAAGAAAACAUGAAACUGUACAAAGAAGUCUUGUCUAAAGAAAUAACAGCAAGAUUAUGUCCUCUUUGGGAAAGGCGAAAUGAAACUAAAACUGGAAAGAAAAGACGAUGGGAAAAGGCAAUGAAAGCGGAGAUGGAGAAGAUGCAGAAGCUUGUGAAUGAGAAGAGCAAUGCUAUUGACCAGUACCUCCUGAGUGGAGACCAAAAGGUGGCUGUUUGUUCCUACUAUGCACAUCACCUGUCAGUGUUCAGCAUGGAAAGCAUGUCCCAUGUCCACACUAUUGAGAGCAGAGAAUCCAUGCUUUUCUUACACAGUGCUGCCUUAACUUAUGAUGGUCUUUACCUGGUACUCACCAAUUACAGCGAGGAGGAGAAAGUCAGCUAUGUAACAUUGUGGAAUUUAAAGACUGGAAAGGUUCAGAAAAGAUUAAAAAACGAGCCAAAUGUCUGUUGCAUAGCCAUUACUGAUGAUGCAAGUAGAAUAAUAUUUGGAGUGAUGAUGGAAAACAGGAUUAAGAUUUGGGAUCCAUUUAAGCACAAACACAAGUUAAUUCAAGGUUAUGAAGGUCUUCAUCUGACUGUGAACAGUAAACUACACAUAUUAGAAUGGACAAAGGCAAUCCUGCUUGCAGGUGAAGUCAGCCUCUGGGACUUGGAAAGUGGCACACUUAUAUCCAUCUUCACACCAGAGAGCAAGAUCUCCUGCCUAACUGUUGCCUUUGACAGACAGACAGUACUUUUAGGCUUGAGUGACAGCACGACUCUCAUCACUUUGAAGAUGCUGAGCGUUACCAGCGCUGGAAGUUCAACAGGAAAAGAUUUAUUUGGAGAAGAAUCUACAAGCAGUGAAGAAGAGCUCGAAGUUAGUUAAGGAAGCCAUUCUGAGCAGAAGACAA